GACGUUGAUUUCAGCUUUAAGACCAAUCAUACCUUUCUCAGUUAAGCAGGGCCUCGACGAGUAGUCGAAGCCACAGUCCGGCCAUUUUUCGCCCUUAAACCGAAGCUAUUCAAAUAAUAUAUCUCCACCAUGGGAUUUAUUAAAGUGAUCAAGAACAAGGCUUAUUUCAAGCGGUUUCAAGUCAAGUUCCGCAGGCGUCGUGAGGGAAAGACCGAUUACUAUGCCCGCCGUCGUCUUGUAGUUCAGGACAAGAACAAGUACAACACCCCUAAGUACCGCAUGAUUGUUCGAUUCACCAACAAAGACAUUUGUUGUCAGAUAGCGUACGCUCGUAUUGAAGGAGACGUGAUUGUUUGUGCUGCAUACAGUCAUGAACUUCCUCACUACGGUGUCAAGGUUGGGUUGACUAACUAUGCUGCUGCAUACUGUACUGGACUUUUGCUCGCAAGAAGACUGUUGAAGAAGUUCAAAUUGGACACCAUCUACCAAGGCUGCACUGAAGUUACUGGAGGAGUCUUCAAUGUUGAAGAUGUUGACGAUGGACCAGGUGCAUUCCGCGCUUGCCUCGAUGUCGGUUUGGCCCGCACCACCACCGGUGCUCGCAUCUUUGGCGCCAUGAAGGGAGCCGUCGAUGGUGGAAUUGACGUUCCUCACAGCACCAAGCGUUUCCCCGGCUACGAUUCCGAAUCCAAGGAUUUCAACGCCGAAGUUCACCGUAAGCACAUCAUGGGUGCCCAUGUUGCUGACUACAUGCGUCAAUUGGUGGAUGAAGAUGAAGAAGCUUACAAGAAGCAAUUCUCUCAGUUCAUCAAGCAUGGCAUUGUUGCCGAUACCGUCGAGACCAUGUACAAGAAGGCCCAUGAAGCUAUCCGAGCUGACCCCGAGAAGCAGAAGUCCAGCAAGGAUCCAUCCAAGAUCAAGAAGAAGCGCUGGAACGCCAAGAGGCUCACCCUGGAAGAGCGCAAGGCUCGUGUUGCCACCAAGAAGAGGGAAUUCCUCUCCAAACUGGAGGCUUCUGCCGAAGCCGACGACGAAUAGAUUAUUCGACUUCGUUUGUCUGUUUCUCUGUACUCUACGAUCCAAUAAAUCGGAGGAUUGCAGCCCUGAA
This is a messenger RNA of Daphnia pulicaria, 1108 nucleotides long. It is a transcript of the gene RpL5, whose product is annotated as 60S ribosomal protein L5-like. The record is from RefSeq and is a predicted model, not a curated record. The transcript is spliced from 5 exons. The coding region runs from base 130 to 1038 and encodes 302 amino acids. Gene Ontology annotation, biological process: ribosomal large subunit assembly; translation. Gene Ontology annotation, cellular component: cytosolic large ribosomal subunit; ribosome. NCBI's taxonomy places the organism in Eukaryota, Metazoa, Arthropoda, Branchiopoda, Diplostraca, Daphniidae. Gene Ontology annotation, molecular function: 5S rRNA binding; structural constituent of ribosome.